AUGGCUGCAUACCGACCAAAGAAAAUCGAACUCCAGACGACACAGCGCGCCAGUGACCUUCAAGAAAAAAAUAGUAAAGUCUCCGAAAGCCUUGUGACGCAGCAACGGCCAGCAACGCAGAACGACGCAAAGCAAACGAAGCCAAAUCCAGAUUGCGGCGACGGCAGCGGUGAGCAUAGCAAGGAACGCGAAAAAAAUCGUCCCGCCAUCGAAAGAAACCCGGCGAUCCUCGGUGCGCUCGAUUCCAUCCAUCGGUCGCUGCUGUUUAACAAUCUGAAGUUUGAUACCGGCAAAACACAAAACGCUUCACAUGUUGAACGUUCCUCUCAAGACAGCGACCAAGUGGAUGCGACUGUAAAGAAAUCGAACCACGACGACGUACGAGCGCCAACACUUGAAACGGAAAACACUCGAAUGCACCAAACUGUGGCAUCAUCCGCCGUGCAGCAAGCUGAGAAGGUAAAUAUUGUGCAUGCGAAGAUUGAUGCACGGCCAACGAAUGAGCCGGAAGAAGUGUGCCACCACCCAGGAAGCGUUUUAACUUCCGAGUACCAAAACUUGCAACGGUGCUCGGGCCAGGACUGGAAUAACAACGCAAGUAGUAACGGGGCUAUCGGCCGAGUGAAAACGAUGGUGAAGAGGCACGAGCAAGGCCGCAUGGUGGGCACCAGCGCUCACGAUGCCCACUGUGGCGCUGUGAAGGACGAGGGAAGAUUGUGUUCCGAUACGAGAGGCUGUGAGGUGGAGACGAGCGAUUUCGAUAGUGCCAGUGUAACGAGCGAUAGCAGCGCAGCGGAUAUCGGAGGCCGUAGUCAGCGCACGAGUUCCGCCUUUAGCGAAGGUAGCCGAGAUGUGGCCAGCAUCGAUCGGUUCGAUAUGGCGAUGGUUCAAACGAGCGGAGCCACUGAUGGUGCUGCGACCCAGGUGGACGCGGCUCGCCAUGCCACAACGAUUACCAUUAAUAUUAACUGUCGAUGUGAUACUAAUCCUCAAAGGAUGAGCAAAGCUGCAGUAGAGGCAAAGAGUAAAGCAAAUGUAGAUACAGCUCGCUGUGCGGGAGAAACCUCAGAGCCAACGAAUUUAGGACGAACAGAGUUCGGAUCAAAACCAUGUAGCAGCCAUAGGCCACCUCAUAGGGCAGACGAUGGAAAGCAAGCUUCCAACGAACACUCCAUUCCACAGACCGAUGGUUCCGAUGACACUGAGAGUGAGGAACUAAUGGAACUAGAACAACAGGAAGACGAAGGAUCAGCAGCUACAGGAGACUACGAACUAGAAGAUGAACUAGACCAACCUGGCAAAGCUUCUCACGAUGAUGUUGGGCAUGGUGCUAAAAAGAAGCAACACAAAGCACAUCGAGGAUCACUCGAUGCAUUCUGCCGCUCGCCGGAAGAUGACGAGUACCACGACUGCGACGAGCUUCACGAGUCAACGCUUUCGUUUUACGAGGAAGCCACGUCGCAGCCGGCCACACCGCCGGAAGGGAAGUCACGCUCACCUGACGACGGUGACAAACCGAUGAUCAGCAUCGUGCAAGAGCUCACCGAGGAUCGGGGCGAGGUCAUGUCGACGAUCACACUUAACAAGGCGCAGAUUAAGGAAAUGCAAAAAUUUAACAACACAAAGAAGAUAGAAGGGAGAAGAAGUGAGCCGCAGAUGAAGAAGAAACCUUCUGAAGAACAGCCAGAAAGAAGGCGAAAAUCGCACGGUAGUGAUAGCUGUAAAAAGCGGCACGACAAAGUGAACUUCAACCGUCAGCAACGAAUCAUUGACGAUAAUUUUUGCAACGAAAUCCUCGACUCGACGAUCCAUUUCGAUCGCUUGUAUGGCAUCAAGCGGCCGCAGCAAGGGAAGCCUGUGGCGGAAGGGUCACUAUCUCCGGCCGAGUCAGUAGCAUCGCCAGCGAGGGAGGAAUGUUUUAGCGAUUCCGCGCUCUGUGGAGUCGCUUCUCCCGGCGAGGAGUCGUUCGAUUCGAGCAUGUCGUUGGGGAAACUAGAAAGUAAGCCACGGUAUUCCGGUAAAACGGUCGGUCGGUUGAUGGUGGCACGCUUGAAAAAACUACAACAGGUGUCCUUGAAACCGACAAGAACGGGAACGUCCCAUCCGCCCGCGAUGGAUAGUUCCGAUGCAUCAACGAAUUCGUCAAUGUUACUGCUACAUACGAGUGGACCGAAAAAACCUCCCCGAACAUUUGCCAACUCUCCGAAACGCUCCGUUGUCCGUGGGAAGCACGAAGCAUCAGCCGUGAAGCCCUCCUGUCCGACGCGUGAGGAGCUUGAUGUAAGUGAUCCUUCGAACCGCGGGAAGGACUCGCGACCCAAAUCGCAUCACAUCGGAUGGCGAAUGGCGGCCGAAAAUGAUAAAAUUCAAUCUAUUCCUGCGCAAGUUUACGAUAUGCUACACUAUUCGGAGGAUGAAACUCGAAAACGAUUAAUUAGAACCGGAAACUCGCGGGCAGCGCCACAGCAAUCAUCUUCUGGCGGGUCCAAACGCAGGCAGGAUGAGCUGCUCGGUCCUAAAUUGGAUAUCGAUACGGUUGAUGGUAGAAAGCCUGAACCACGGACACCCGACCGACGUCAUUCUUCGUCGACCGACUUCGAUCGUUUCGUCAGAGAAUCGAACGUCAAAAGUACCCCCCAUCGUCGUGAGGGGCAUAGUGAUCGGGGAAAGCCCGUUUCGGCAACUACUCGUCGCAUUUUGGAAGAAUUUCUCAACGAUGAGCGCUGUGCCGCCAAUCACGGCCAGCUUCCGAUAAAUGUCGGUGAACGGAGACGCCGUACGACGGGUAGCCUUUUCGAACGCCGACGACAGCAGCAGGAGAAUUUUUUAGACGAUGCCAGGCGCACGAACCAUGAACCUCGGCGUAAAUCGAGAAAGGGCGCCCGUCCACCGGCCACAGCACUCGACAGCGUCGAUUGUCCGGCUAUGCAGCGUGCUGCUAGUCGAAGUAGCAUUACCUCGGUGCCCAAAGCGGCCACAGCAAACGGAAAGAUAGUGAAAAGGAAAACAUUUCGCAAAGCGGCCCUGCUGAAACACACGCGUUCACUGUUCGAAGCGUCGAAGAAAAAGAUAUGGUCCGUGAAAAAGUGUGAGACGCCGAAAAAAGUAAACACCGGCUGUGGCGAUCCAGAUCCGAACAUUAAUCGAAACAGUUCGGCGAAGAAGAAGCAAAAUUUGCACCACAAACACCUCGGCUACACGCCUGAUAAUUUACGCUGCAAGUCGUGCUGCCGAGCCUCUGAUCUGGGUACGAAUGAGGAAUGUCGCGAAGCAGUUGUGUCACUGAAGCGAGUUUCCGACCAACAGUCGGUUCCUCGGGCAAAAGGGAACAAAGAAAAUCGAAGCCCGCCGGAUCCGGUCGACGAAGAAGAACGAUCAGGACGAGUGCAGCCAAAUCGGAAAUCAGUUCGCAGUUUAAACUUUGCCACACAGUGCCAACAGUCCCAACAGGUGCGUACGCCAUUAUCAGGGGAGUCCCGUGAUGAAGCACCGUCACCGUCCAAAACGAGCAAACAGUUGAGCGAGCCAGCAAAAUUUAUGAAAUCCUUGCGUAGUUUAAAAAUCUCUCCACGAAAGUAUUUCCGGUUUGGCUCGCAAACACAAAACUCUAACGAUCUUCAGGGUCCGACGUCGAAACGGGAAGCGACAGAUCACGCCCUAGGCGAAUUUCACUCGUUUGACGAUCUGAAUCUCGACAGUGUAGCCCACAUGGGAGACUUCCUUAACCAAAUUCGACAAAUCGUCGAACGGCAGGGAGGCCCGAACGAACGUGUGCACUGUAACCAAGUGGUGCACAGUUCGGUCGAUGCGCACGACUAUGCCGGAGAACCGAUCUACCAAGAGAUCACUCAGAAGGGCCACAAAACGAUUCUGAAUGAAUUUAUAAGCAGCGAAUCGAAUAAGCGCUACGUGAUGGUGAACAACGAUCCGAACAUACUGUACGCGACGGUGAACAAACCGGUCAAAAGCGGCCCUGGUCUAACGACGAGAGCAAGGUCUUUGACGGACGUUACAUCAACGGGUGUAGUGGAUCCGGUUGUUACUUUAACCCCGGUUAGUAAACCGCUUAACAACACUAGCAAAAGCCAGGGAAAACCAACUAACCGGCCGGCGGUCACAUUGUCCCCCAUGGGCGUCGAUCAUUAUGCGGACGAUGAGGACGAGAGCUACCUGUACAAAACGGCACUAACAGGCAGUCCCGGUUGCGCGGGAGGUCGACGAUCACUAACAACCACAUCUACCACUCGACGGUCACUGUUUAGUCCGGAGUCAUCUUUUUGCUCGUCAUCAGACGACAGCGAGGGCAGGCAAGCAUCUGAUGACAAUGAUAUCUCGGUUUUACAGGAAGAAGAUCAGCAGCAGGAAGCGGCAUUAGAAGAGGUACAGGAGUCGUUCAUCAUGCAAGAAAAGGCUGGAGAUCGGCAGGUCGCUCGUAGGGAAAACGAGCGUAUUCAGCAUAAACCAAACGACGACGAAGGGGUUGACGAGUGCGGGACAGGGCUGGAGAGCUGGAGGCGCGCGUUUGGGCAAGCGGGUCGAGAAGAGCAGCAGCAGGCAUUGGCAUUAGUAGCGGCACAAGAGUCGUUGAUCGUGCGGGAAAGGGCUGAGGAUCGGCAGGCCGUUUAUAGGGCAAACGAACGUAUUGCGCACAGACCGAACGACGACGAAGGGGUUGACGAGUGUGGGACAGGGCUGGAGAGCUGGAGGAGAGGGUUUGCUCAGGCGGCGAGCCGAGAUUGUUUUGCGUUCGAAAAGGACAUCAUCGUCGACUUGGAACCCGUCGGAAACACAGCAACACAUCGCAGUGUGGUGGGAGAUGUAGUUCCGGGAAAUUCCAAAGAGCUGGGUGCAUGGAAGCAUAAAGGGAAUGUGGCCCCGAUAGGAUGUUUCGACUCGGAUGGUGAGAUCGAGUCUCUUGAUCGUUAUCAGGAUAAAGAAGUUGUGGAACUGGUCAAUUCGUUGCACAAUAACGUUACCCUGUCCGACAUCGGGACCCUCGAAACGGGCAGCUCAGUGGCGCCCGAUUCGGAAGGUUACGAUACGGUCGACUUUGUGCUUCCCGCAUGCCGACGUCAGUUCGUUCCACAAGUCGAGUCCAGCUUGGGAGAUAUACCGAACAACGAUCCUCGUGACGUAACCGUCGACACGGUGGAUGCGUCAAAGCUGAUAAGCCACCCGAGCAACGACAAUAUGCGCUGCACGUCGACGGUUUCGCCGCUAACAGGUUCACCGUCGAGUGGCAAAACCUCAUCCUCCUCAUCUACUGGUGGAGCUGUGAUGCGCAACUUGAAGCAAAAGCUCCGGUCGUCCUUUCGGAAGAGUAAAAGUUUUAUCAAAACCGAACGCCAACGUAUUGCUAACUACAUUCGCGAAGAGCGAAGUGGUAGCAGUAAGAACUCCGCGUCGUCCUCUUUAUCUUCGUCCAGUUCGCCAACUCGACAGCAGCGUCGCCAGGAAGAAGAAACUGACGAAAUGUACCACUCGUUGGCCGACAGCGAACGGACUAGCAUGGUAGCGGGCUCGAUGAUGGAGCUGAGCAAUCAAUUUCUCGGCGAGCUGAUCACACAAAUCAAACAACAGGGCGAUGCCAGGAAGCAGCUUAAACAAGCCCUGGCCAUCUGCCGCACCACGCACGAGUUUGAGUGCUCUACUGAGUUGAUCGAAGCGGAGCGCUUGUUGCUUUUGGCCACACUGAAGGAGACAGCAGCUCGGAAUGAGCUCAGUAAGAUCGAUUACGCCACCAACGGGAUGACGGUGCCCGAUAGGAAGCGCGUAGGAAAAGUCGCCUUGAAUCAUUUCGAAUUCCCGCUCAAGGACACGGCGAUCGGUGACACACUGUUCAACUACUUCUACAUCGUGGUCUGUACGUACAAACAUGAGGUACGCGCGACGCUAGCACAGGAACGACGCACGGAUGGGAGGGUCUACUUUCGGGACUGUGAGAUUGUGUUCCGCGAUCUGGACGCCGACUAUGAAAUACGCGUCGAGGUGUUCGUGCUGCGAUUGAGGAAGAACGUUAAAAAUAUCAGCUUCGAAAACCGAUACCAUCUCGACAAGGAGUCGAAGCGUACUGCAACCUGUCCUUCGCCAUCAAAGUUCCGCCGAGCCGGCAAGAUGCUUUCGUUCCGCACAAGUUCACCGAAGAAUUUUGAUUUCGAUAAUGAGUUUUCACGCUUCAAAUCGCAAGGCUUCCUAACGCUUACCUCCUUCACGCUUGUUUCGUCAAACGUUGGAGAGGGCGACGAAAGGGCAGGCUCCCCACUGGGGCGAACGAUCGACGGAACUUACCUAACUGCGCUAAACAAUAAUUCCUCAACUGCAACGGCACUGCUCGACGAUGAUUCGCCCACCAGUCCAUAUUAUUCGGUUUCGAGCAACUUUCAAAAAAUGAUGCGUCGACAAGGAAAUCAGAAUGUGUUUUUGGUGGAGGACUUUAAGUAUCUGGCGCUCGACUCGAUGGCCUACACCUCGAACAUGUCCGGCACAAUCGGUAUGAGCGUUAAUAGCGAGGUGCGUUUUGAAGGUUCGGAUGUCCACGGGUUUCUCGAUGUUGGCGAGAAGGUGGAUGACAGCAUCAACUGGAACAGACGGUGGUGCAAGAUUAACAGAUUUACGUUAGAGUUUUGGAACUAUCCGCAGGAGUCUAACGAAAAGCAACCGAUUCAAUGCAUCGAUCUCGUGCGGUGCGUCAACGAUCGAAUCGAGCUGGCCGAUCGGAGCAUCUGUUCGCGGGCACGCACGAUGAAAGUCGACAUCUUUGCAGCACACAGCGCGGCCGGCGCUGCAGCAAGUUGCAACAGUAGUGGCAUCGGAAGCUAUAGGAGCACCGGUGGAACAAAUCCCAGUACCGGCACCGGCGUCGCCAGCAGCAUCGAUCAAGGCCGCAGUAACGUGACGUGUUAUCUACUGGCCGUCGACUCGCACUCGGAACUACGGCGCUGGAUGAACGAGUUGAAUCGUGUUGCAAAAUUUUUAAAAGAAUGGAAAAUUUAAUACCCCUCUCUAGCAAAAACAGUAAAUUGAUGCAGUCGUGUGAUGUGUGCAAUACUAGCGAUCAUCCAGCACACUAAUUUUUAACCUUCACACACCACUGCCAUUGGCAGCGAUAGUUUAGCGAUGGUUGCUAUUGGCCGAGCCGCGGCAAUAGUAACAAAAUUGGUAACCAGUAACUUGGAAGUGAAAACGCUGUGCCUUUUUUUAGUUAGAUUGACAGCCUAAACAAGAUUUCACUAGCAUGAGCUCUAGUUUAUACUUGCCCGUGGUGUGAUAACGUUCGCGCCUCUAUUUCAAAAGAAAUGUUAAGACUGUGCUCAAUUAGACGUCGGUGUCGCUGAAAAGACCCGCAAUAGUUAGUAAGCAUUACCUUUAGUUACUGUUUUUUUGUGUUAUUCUUUUCUUCAUAAUUUUUAGCGUAUCGGCCAGCACUGCUGUAAGCCCAAUAGAUGCUGGCCGUUAGGAGGGCGCGUGACGAGUUAAGACAAUAGCUAAAUUUUCAUGUCUUCGAUGAAAACAGAAUAUUCAUACGGGCUUCAAAAUUAGAUGUUAGUGAUGCAGACAAGGUAUUAGUAAUGAUUUGAUUCGUUUUUUCUUUCUAGCUCGAUCUCAUGCAUCUUAAUAUGCGGUCGUUUGUGUGGAGCAAAAAAUUAAAAACAAGUUGAGCUUAGUCACUAAAACGCUCAAACAAACUAUAAACCGUAACCGUAAGUUGAGUGGCGGCUCGACUGAGAGCGUGCCUGGGAACAAUUACUACAAAAGAAACGUAACAAGUCGCAUGUUUUAGAGCAGAUUAAUUUGUGGCCGGUUUUUAAACAGAAAUCGUAUCGCCUGAGAAAAAUAU
Messenger RNA from Anopheles bellator, 7837 nucleotides. RefSeq lists its product as uncharacterized. The transcript has 6 exons. The record is from RefSeq and is a predicted model, not a curated record. NCBI's taxonomy places the organism in Eukaryota, Metazoa, Arthropoda, Insecta, Diptera, Culicidae. Gene Ontology annotation, cellular component: actomyosin contractile ring. Gene Ontology annotation, biological process: actomyosin contractile ring assembly; mitotic cytokinesis; septin ring organization. The coding region runs from base 1 to 6993 and encodes 2330 amino acids.